Scatophagus argus is the source of this 2941-nucleotide messenger RNA. Its product is annotated as BRCA1 associated protein. Gene Ontology annotation, biological process: protein ubiquitination; Ras protein signal transduction. Gene Ontology annotation, cellular component: cytoplasm. The record is from RefSeq and is a predicted model, not a curated record. The coding region runs from base 320 to 2110 and encodes 596 amino acids. The transcript is spliced from 13 exons. NCBI's taxonomy places the organism in Eukaryota, Metazoa, Chordata, Actinopteri, Scatophagidae. Gene Ontology annotation, molecular function: zinc ion binding; ubiquitin protein ligase activity; nucleic acid binding.
UGAUCAUCUGAUGUCAACUAGCGCUGGUUUAUCGUGUACAGGAAGAAGAGUAACAUGCUAGAAACAGCUGUGAGUACAGAGAUAGGCUAGCUAGCUAAAGUCUUGGACAGAUGUGUAAAAUUUGUGUUUACGGUCGGCGAACACAAAAACAGUAUGGCUAACAUACUGGUGUAACUGAACCGAAAGGCCUCUACUGCCUUAGCGGCUAGACAGAAUUAGCCGUUAGCUGAUUAGCUCAGUCAGACGUGUAGCUGGUUUGGCUAGCCGUCUCGCCGGGUUGUUUUGUUCUUUGUAAAAGCGGCCGUUUCUUUAAUAACACAUGAGUGUGUCUUUGGUCGUUAUCCGUCUGGAGUUAGCCGACCAGUCUCCUUCUCCGCAAGGUUUCCAGUACUCAGCUGUUGAAGGCAUGUCAGAUGAGGAGCUGCAGGAGAAAGCGCUGGGUGUUGCCAAACACACUCUGGGUGGAAAGACGGAUCUGGAAAGAGCAGCUGUCCUGCACCAGCACAUUGGCAGCAGAGCCAUGGGGGACAUGGUUAUAGAAACCUUUGAGCCCAGCCCAGAUAAAGGAGGCGGCUCAGCAGAGCAGAGCGGUGAACCUCAGGCCGAAGCAGACGGCGUGGAGGGAACUGAAGGUUCACAGGACAGCGGCGAAGCGACCGGCGCUGCUCCCGACUCCCCCUCCAAGCAGCUGCCGGACCAGAUCUCUUUCUUCAGUGGGAACCCCUCAGUGGAGAUCGUCCAUGGGAUCAUGCACCUGUACAAGACCAACAAAAUGACGUCACUGACUGAAGACGUGAGACGCAGCGCUAUGGUGUGCAUCCUGACUGUUCCGGCCACCAUGACCAGCCACGACCUCAUGAAGCUCAUGGCACCUUUUAAUGAUGUCAUGGAGCAUAUGAAGAUCAUACGGGACUCCACCCCAAACCAGUACAUGGUUCUGAUUAAGUUUUGCACGCAGGCAGACGCAGACAGUUUUUACACAGCGUGUAACGGCCGCCAGUUCAACUCCAUAGAGGACGCCGUGUGCCAGCUGGUUUACGUGGAGCGUGCAGAGGUCAUCAAGUCUGAAGCGGGAGCCAGUCUGCCGGUGAUGGAGCUGACCGAGCUGCCCAAGUGCACCGUGUGCCUGGAGAGGAUGGACGAGUCGGUCAACGGCAUCCUCACGACGCUCUGCAACCACAGCUUUCACAGCCAGUGCCUCCAGCGGUGGGAAGACGCCUCGUGUCCCGUGUGCAGGUACUGUCAGACGCCAGAGCCAGUCGAGGAGAACAAGUGCUUCGAGUGUGGAGUGCAGGAGAACCUGUGGAUUUGUCUGAUCUGCGGGCACAUCGGCUGCGGUCGCUACGUUAGCCGGCAUGCUUACAAGCACUUUGAGGAAACGCAGCAUACGUACGCCAUGCAGCUCACCAACCACCGCGUCUGGGACUACGCAGGAGACAACUACGUGCAUCGACUGGUGGCCAGUAAGACCGACGGGAAGAUGGUGCAGUACGAGUGUGAGGGAGACACCUGCCACGCUGAGAAAAUCGACGCCCUUCAGCUAGAGUACUCGUACCUGCUGACGAGCCAACUGGAGUCUCAAAGGAUUUACUGGGAGAAUAAGAUCGUUCACCUGGAGAAGGAGACAGCCGAGGAGAUUAACAACAUGAAGACUAAAUUUAAGGAGACCCUGGAGCGCUGUGAUAACUUGGAGCGACGCUUCACAGAAAUAAGCAAAGAGAAGCAGAGCAUGGAGAAAAAGUGCGCUCAGCUGAGCAGUCGAGUGGCGAAGCUGAGCCAGGAGCUGAAGGAGGAGCAGGAGAUGAACCGCUGCCUGAGAGCCAAUCAGGCUCAGCUACAGUCCCAGCUGGCAGAGGAGGAGCGUAAAGGAAAAGAGAGCGGUGACCUUAAGGACGUGGCGAUAGGAGAACUGCAGGAGCAGCUGAGGGACGUGAUGUUUUACCUGGAAACGCAGCAGCAGAUCGAACACCUGCCUCCGGAGGCCCGCAGUGAAAUCCAGGAUGGACAGAUCAGCAUCGCAGCCAGCACGGCAGAUGGUGCUGUGGGCUCGGCGGGAGCCGGACCCUCCUCUGGCAGGGGCCGGCGGGGCCGCGGCAGGAAGAGGAAGUAGGCAGCGGUUCAAAUCUGCUGGAAAGUGCUGGAAACAGUGGCCGCCUCUCAGCGGCGGACACGCUCAUAGCUGUUGUUAACAUGUGUCGACAUCAUUGUGGUCCCCCCCCCAGAAGGCCCUCGGAGGAGAAGUGAAGACUCGACAGCAGGUGCCCGGCUGAAGACGGAGAAAACAGGGAUGAUGUUUAGCUGCGCCGUUUCCCGCCAUGGAGAGGUGUGGGAACGAACGCUCAGUCAUAAAAGACACUUCAACGUUUUUACAUCUGUGUGACGUCCUGCUGUGUCCCAAUCAAAAAUCAGAAUUAUUUUGGUGUAUUUAUUUGAUCAAAAUUCAGUUCAUUUGUGUCCAGUGCAGUCAGAUCUGUUUGACUUCUUUGUAUUUGUUUUAAAAGGAAGGACGGCACUUUGUUUUGCAUGUUCGCGCUGAGCGAAGAGAAGCUGGUAGACCAGUGCUUUCCUGAACGCUUUUAGACUCGUUUCUCAGUAUUGAUAGGGAGGAACUCUGAAAAACGCCUCAGGACGACAGAGCACAGUGAGGUGAAAUGCUGCUUUGUUGCUUUUAAGUUGAAGCUGCUGGCAGGAAGCCUUCAGGGAGGAGCAGGAAGAUCAGGAUCAGUACGUGUACCAGAGGGGGUGCUGCUGCUUUUAACAGGAAGUAACCUGAGCGGGCUGUGACGAUAUGUAUUGGUUAAAAAUCUCAUAUUAACGCCACACAUUUGAAUUGAAGGGGAAAAUAAGCAGAAUUUGGUUUGCAAAUUGAGGCAGAUCUUCAGUAUAUUUAUAGUCACAAUAACCAAUAAACUGUCAGCUGUGGCAGGCUGACUGAACUCGA